AUGUCAUCCAGCCCAAUCCCACUGCAACCAUUGGGGACCGAUAGCCCUCCCUCGAACGCGGCAGUUCAGCGAGACCAAGCAUCGACCACGCGUAAAGGUCGGCUAGUGGUAUUAAUAUGCUCCUUUCUUGCUGUCAUCAUGACCAUAGGGCCCAAUCUCUCCUACGGGGUUUUCCAAGAGUACUAUGUGACGAGCAGUCAAUCACUCCUCCCGCCAUCGCAGGCGCAAAACAGAGCUUCUGUAGCUCUUGUGGGCACUCUGGGGGCGGGGCUAACAUGGGGAGGCUCAAUUUUUGUUAACCCAUUAAUGACGAAGGUCAAAGGGAAUUCCAAUCGCAAGAUUGCAACGGCGGGUUGUGUUUUGAUGAGCUUGGCUUAUGGUCUUGCCAGCACCAGUAACCAGGUAUGGCAACUUUUAUUAACCCAGGGCUUCUUGUAUGGAAUGGGGAGUUCAAUGCUCUACUUCCCGAUUCUGAGUGUUGCUCCCGAGUAUUUUGACCGCCGCCGCGGCUUAGCCAUGGGGUUCAUUCUCAGCGGCGCAGGUGUAGGGGGUCUUAUAAUUUCCCCCAUAAUUCGCGCUCUCUUGGAUUCUGUUGGUGCACGAUGGUGUCUACGAAUUUUCUCCUUCGCAAACUUGGUAAUCACCUUGCCCAUUGCCCUUUUUGCUCCUCCGAGCCUCAGUGCUACAAGACGGCCUACUUUGGUCAAUAUGACCUUGGCCAAAAAACCGGCAUUUGUCCUGCAGUCUAUUGCUGCAUUACUUCAGGCCAGUGGUAACUUUGUGCCAAUGACGUUCCUCCCGGAAUUCUCCAGCGUCGUUGGCUACUCAGCAUCGUUUGGUGCGACGUUGCUGGCAAUCAAUAACGGUGUGAACUCCGUAUCUCGCGUCCUCAUGGGCCAUACUGCGGAUCAGCUUGGUAGACAGAAUACACUUGUCCUAGGAGUCAUUGGCAGCACGGUUAGUGUGUUGACUUUGUGGCUUUUCGCUGCCGAUGACGGCUCAAAGGCGCCAUGGAUUGCGUUUAUUGUACUUUAUGGAAUACUAGCUGGCUACAAUGCACUCUUUCCAACAACCAUUACGGAACUAUUCGGAGUCCAAGCGUAUACCUCUGUCAACGGCUUUCUCUACUUCAUCCGCGGCUUGGGUGCGUUAUUCGGCUCUCCCGUUGGAGGUUUGAUUUUAGGAAACUCCAGAGUUCCCACCCCUGGCCAGGACAAAUCACAAAUCCUUGGUGACUACCGCAAACUUAUCUGGUACGACGGUGCGCUCCUCCUAGGCUCGUCGAUGUGUGUGAUAGGGGUCCGCGGAUUUGACGCGCUGGAAAAGCGCAGAUGGAUUUGGAAGGCUUGA
This is a messenger RNA of Blastomyces dermatitidis ER-3, 1350 nucleotides long. RefSeq names its product monocarboxylate transporter. NCBI's taxonomy places the organism in Eukaryota, Fungi, Ascomycota, Eurotiomycetes, Onygenales, Ajellomycetaceae. The record is from RefSeq and is a predicted model, not a curated record. Gene Ontology annotation, cellular component: fungal-type vacuole membrane. The transcript has 3 exons. Gene Ontology annotation, molecular function: transmembrane transporter activity. Gene Ontology annotation, biological process: transmembrane transport. The coding region runs from base 1 to 1350 and encodes 449 amino acids.